AGGUGGUCCACUCACACAGCACUUAAGUUUCUGGUGCAUUUCAUUUCUGUGACCUUUCAGAAACUAUACAAUAUUUCAGUAACCUUUAUUAAACGUACCCGAAACGUGAGCUGAUUGGGAUAGCAUCGUGUUUCAGAAACGUGAUAUUGACAUGUUUCUGCAAUAUAAUGGAAAUUCGUCUGAAACUCGUGAGCGACGACACUGCCGGCGGCCCGUCGCGGCGCGCCGGGGCGGCGGCCCUGGGACAGGCCGCGCGUCGCAGGAGGCCGGCUCUCAACGCCCGCGACAGGAACCUGCGGCGCCUCGAGAGCAACGAGCGGGAGCGCAUGAGGAUGCACAGCCUCAACGACGCCUUCCAGUCACUCAGAGAAGUGAUCCCUCACGUCAAGAAGGAACGGAGACUGUCCAAGAUAGAGACGUUGACCCUGGCCAAGAACUACGUGAUGGCGCUGACGAACGUGAUCUGCGAGAUGCGCGGGGAGGUCUCGCCGUACGCCGGCGCGCUGAUGGCGGACAGCGACGGGACGGGCGAGACGUCCGCGGUGACCCCAGACCCGGGGCUGCUGCCCCCGUCGCGCUUCCACGAGCACGACGCCAGCUUCUACGAGGACCAGCCCAGGUUCCGCGACUGAGCGCCUCUGUCCGUGGUGGGCGGCGCGGGGCGGCCGGCCGUAGACCGACGAUGAUGUAGUCAGAUCAGUCUUCUGCUCGUGACCCCGACCCAGGGCCGGUGCAAGGUAAAUUGGCGCCCUAGGCAAAAAACCUUAAUGCACCCCCCCCCUCCACCACCGGGCCGGACACCCCAAAAAAAAUUUUCCUUGCCUCAAAAUACACCACGUAAGCCUAAGAUUUUGUCAACAAUCAAAUGUAAGCAGGCUUGUGUUUUUUUUUUUUUUUACUUUUUUAGGUUUAUAUUACAAAUCAUAAACAGGUCACAGUGGACUUUAAAUAAUUACUUAUAUCAAUAUAAACAUUCCAAACUGUUACAAAAUUCCAUUUUCAUCUAGUUUCAAUAAUCGUUAAACAUACUAUAUCAGCUGUUAUGUGUCGUAUUUGCGCCGCCCCCUGCUACUUGGCGCCCUAGGCGGUUGCCUAGUUCGCCUAUAUGGACGCGCCGGCCCUGCUCCAACCACUGCGUUGGGAAUAGUCAGGAGAUGGCAUGCUGUGACUCACCAUCGCCAUGUUGCAACACCCAUGCUUGACCAUGCCUCAUGUCGGCCAAUAAGCAUGAGUUAGAAAUUUCAUCAUUGGACCAGUCACUUCAGUAAAAUACAAUCCUUCACUACUGAUUCCACAAUGCAAACACUACAUGAGAUUUUUUUUUGCACAUACAUACACCAUUGCUGCUUGCACUGUAUAUCAUAAGAAACCUCAAUGACAGGCAAAAAAAUAUUAAUAUGCAAAAAACACGAAAAACAAGCUAAAAAUCAGCCUUACGUCAAAAGUAAAAAAAAAAUAAUAAUAAUGCACGGCCUUGAAAAUUUCACGGAAGGAAUUCUUAUGAAAAAUUUUACAAUACAGACGGACACAGUGGACUGGUAACAACGAGAUAGUUGCAACAAGAACGGUAGAUAAAGACAAAAAACUACAUUGGACAAACACUGCCACGAACAGAUACACCCAAUGAUGAAACUUAACAGAUAACAUGGCAUACACAACACAGACACACACAGGCGAACACGGGCGAACCCAACGAUGUGACAAGACAGAUAUUCUGGACACCAUGAUGAAGACAGCACAGAUAACACAGGAGGCUUCCCAAGACAAAACAGUUGUGAUAAUUCGGCAUGUGAGAUCUGUUCCCAGUUCUCAGGCACAAACCGUCUUCAGUGUUUGCAUAUUUAUCUUUUUUGUGACAUACAAUGUAACCAGCAAUGGCAUGUCUGGAAAAAAAAAAAUUUAAAUCAACCUUUCCCAUCACAAGAACACUUGAAGAAUGUAGCAAACACUACGCAGUAUUCUGGGUACCUUGCAAACAUGGCAUAGGGAAAAAGUGGUUUCUUGCAGUAUUCGCACAGUAAUGCACCAUUGCUACCACCUGGCUUCCAACAUUGGCUUAUUAACUGCCAAUAAGACAAGGGACAUUGGAACGUUUAAAGGAAGUGCUGGGGAAAAAAACUCUUUUAAUACAUUGUUACUGAAUGGUUAUUUUUAAAAGUGUGGUCAUACACUUCUCAUCUAAAAUGUGUUACUGUAAAAGCUUUUAAAAUUUAAUAUUUAUUUUUCAUAUUUACACUAAAGAUAAGCUUACCACAAACUAACAAUUCAAAGUAGUUUAUGAUGACUAAAAAUAUAAAAAUCAUCUCUGCGCAGCACAAAGUAACCCUUAAUGUUUUCUGCUUCAAUGCUGCUGUCUAUCAGUCCAAUUUUGAUAUAGUAAUAUGUUUUAAUGGAAAAAUGUUAUGGGGAUAAAAUGCAGUUUCUGCCCGCACAAAGAUAAAUGCCGGGGCAUGUUGCCCACACUGCCUUUCCUUGUUCCAACACCCCUGAAUAGAAUCAUCAAACUAGGCAGAUGUGUAAAAAAUGGCACGUGCAUUUGUCUACAAAGGACCACCCACCAGACACAUGCACUUGUUAAAAAGUUGUGUUCUGAUGCAGUUAUAUUUUAAUUAACUAGUCACGAAAUGUCAAAAACUUACUGCUUCGAAAACACACAAAGUGAAACAAGAAAUCAUAACCAUGACGUGCCAGUUGCAUCUGUCAUAAAGAUGCAUUUCUAACUGUCCUUGUGGCAAAUAAGCUGUGUUCAAUGUUGGGACCACACUUAUUUUCACCGAGCAGCUUACAAGUUCUGUCUACAUCAUCGUUUACUCUAUGCAACCGACAUCCGCUACAGCCAAGAGACAUUAAACGAACUGUGAUUUCUAAAAUCCUAAAACUUUCAAAGCUACCCCAUGACAAAAACUGGGUGUAGUAUUUAACUAAAGCAUGUGUAAGGAAUUAUUUGUUGUUACCAAAUGUGUAUAUUUAAAUGCCAAAGAAUACCUCACAAUGAGGCAAAAUUAAAAUUGUAUCAUUUAAUUAUGUAGUUUAAAAACUUAGAAUUAUGACUAGGCCUAUUGAUUGUCCAAAUGAAUUAAUAACCAAAAGAAGAAAAUAUAUUUGUCAAAUGAUGAACGUGCAGAAAUGAAAAUACCACUAGUGCAGACAGAGGACUUAUGAGUAAUGUUGCUAUCUGUGAAAUCAAUAGUUAAUAGUUAGAGAUUACAUGGCAUUAUUACAAUAUUGGUUCUUUGUUCUGUGUUCUGCAAUAGAAACUCAACAAUAAACUUAAAUAUUACACCAAAAGUAGAACCAGCUGCAGGAAAUCAAAAUAAAUAUAUGUGCCAAAAAUUCCACAAGACUUUGUAUCUUAUUUCUCAAAAUAAUUUUAGCUGGAAAUUAGUUUGUGUACAUAAAAUUAGUUAUUUUUGUAAAAUGUUUAAAAUUAGUGGUUUCCGAUGUUAGCAAAUGAAGGUUUUGUUCCCAGAAACUAUAUAAUGUUGAGAGACUUGCAUUUAAUUAUUACUGUUAAGUACAAAAGCAAUGCAAUGUAAAUUAGAGUGAUAAAUGUAGUUAAAUAUUGCUGUCAGUAUACAUAACUAAAGAAGGGUAGUAAUUAAAUACCUGGUUGUAAGAUCUUUCUUUCAUUAAUGUGGAAAUUACAACACUAACAAUAGACAGCAUGAUAAAUAAUUCUUUGUGUAUUUAAAUCAAAAAUUAUAUACAUAAAUCUUCAAAAUACAUACUAAUAUUAAUGACGUGAUACCAAAUUUUAGGCCUAAUGUUAGUUAUCUGUUAGAAAAUUUUUGUCUCGAGAUUAGAAAUACUGAAAAGAAAAAAAGCAACGAGUCUGCCUGUCAUGUCAAUUUAUUUUUAACUUUCUGUGUUGGUGCUAAGAUCCAAAAAAAAUUAUCACCUAAACAUUUCCAUCUCAAGUAAAACUAGUGUAAGAAGAAAUAUACCAAAAAAAACUUUUUUGACACCAAAAUAAUUACAAUACAUUCUCCAUAAUAACAAUGCUAUCAUAUAUAAUGUACGCCCUACCAAAACAUAUGUUAACUAUCAAAACUUAAGAAUAAAGCACAUUAUUAUUUAUUUUGUAAUAAUAUACACAAUGUUUCCCAUUAAUACAUCAAUAUGCAGUGCUAAAAAAAUUUUGGUACCAGGCAAAAUAUUAAAUGAGCAUAAUUUUAAUUUUGGAAUUAAAUACAGUUCCUAAAUGUACAGCUAAUUUUAAAGAUGAGUUUCAUAAAUUAUUUAAUUUAUGAUUGUGCUUCCACGCUUACUACUUUGCUGUUGCACCUGUAAGAGAUAAUCCCAGAGCUGACAGGCAAUAUCAUUCCUAGAAAAUCCUAGUCAGCAUUAAUGCCAAGAUAUGCUUUGAUUUAAGUCUGCAACUAAUCAUGCAAAUAAACCAAUUAAAAUAAAAGCAAAUUUCACAUAAUUUUCACACCAAAAAUACUAAACAACACAAGACAUUUCAGUUGCAGCCACUUGCUUAAAAGGAAACUCUGGAGAAUAUUGAGCCAAUUUGUGUAAAAAAAAAAAUAAACACACAAAAGAAUAUUUUCGCUUGGGUAUAUCACUAUAUUGGCAAGAAAAUAAGGUUCAACAACAAGUCAUUUUACAAACUGGCAUGGUUGAGCUAGUAGAGCAUAGUCGAGACACGAUGCGUGUCCAGGCAAGAAUUGUCCACACAGGAGACGUGUGCAGGCUACAUGUGGUUAGGUAACAUCCAUCAAUGCUUUUGAAAGUGAAGCAAGUUGUCAAAACACGUGUAGGUAUUUAACAACUCAUUUAUUUAAAAAAAAAAAAAAAAAACUAUUUAUACAGGAUAUUUUCGCAGGCCCAUGAAACCAAGUACAUAUUAAUAAACAUAAGUAAAACUUUAAUAAUUAUUGAUUUUCUUUUAAUUCCAUUUCCAAACAUGAGCACGAUGAUAAUUUGAUUUUGAGAUGCUAAGUUUUUGUGUUUGGACUGAAUUAAUAAAGGGUGGAGUAUGCAUGAAAUGAGAGGUGCAUUAGUUUAUUCAAUACAUACAAAUAUUGUCAAUACAAAGAAGAUAAAACUAUAGCCGCUUUGUGUUUAUGAAUUAAUAAAAAAAAAUGUGUUGCUGACAACAAGAUCAUUACCAUCAGAAAAAACACUACACAGGUUGUCAAAAUUAGAUAAGGAAUCAGUCAAAGGCCUAAUGUAAGAAACUGUCCCAGCAUUUUCCUGGAGUAAUUACUUGAUGUAAUUGAAACCACGUAACACCGAAAACAGGAUAAAUGAACCAGGUCUCGAAAAUGAACCCAUGUCCCCUCUGCGAGUACUAACAGAGUUCACAUAGCAAGUUCUAACAUUAAUUACAUUAUGCUUUUGUGCAAGUUCACAUACAGGGCUCUUUAACCAAUCACAGAAGAAUAUGCCAAGACUGAAUACAGAGUAAAAGGAAAUAUGUUUGUGUGUUCAGGGUUGCUACAAGUUUGAAAUUCCAAAAUUCCCUGACGUUUACAGCUGUUUCCGAUCUGAAUCGAAAAGUUUCCAUGGCCUUCCAGACACACAUCAUCCCACGGCUCACUUGUUGCUUUUCAGGGGAAAAUGACGUAUGUGCUUUCAAAUAUGCCACCUUAGCAAAAUUAACACUAUUACAGAUACACACAUGUGUUUGUAUACAAUUGCUAUAGAUUCAACUAAAGAUAUAGAAUGUAGGCUAUCGAACUUGUAUGUAAGCAUCCGGAAAUUAGUUUACUCCUUUUGUGUUUACAGUAAAAAUACCAGGGUUUCAGGAAAAGGAAAAUCAAUGAAUAUUUGUGAUUAGUAAACCUUUGAGUAGUUUUCGAGGCAUCUGAACUUUGGCGAAAUAGUAUUUUCAGUUUAAUUUUGCUAUCACAAGAAAAAACUACUGAAAUAUUUCCAUGUAUUUCCUGACCAUUCUAAUUUCCUUGACUUUUCCCUAUUUUCCCUGUUUUCUGUACAUGUAGCAACCCUGAUGUUGUUUAAGAACCCAGAAAAAAUUUCUACACUUUUUUUCUUCUUACAGACUUCACUGAAAGGAAGAGAAAAUACUGAACUGAAUGUAUGCAACUAUGUUAGACAUUAAAAAAUAUGUUUGUCGAAAUUGAACACUUCAAACUACGAACUUAAGCGCUAAUCUCUGGUCCUAGUUACUGUAUCUCGAUGUAGUCCAUGUAGCCAAAUGUAUGUUACUUAUAUGCACCAACACACAAGUUAUGUAAACAGUUUGUUGAGCUAAAAUGUUUGUUAGCAAAGAUAAAUGUACAGUUUUAGAAACAAAAUAUUUAUUAUAUGCAUAUACUAUAUAAAAACCACGACCAAACAGAAUAACUAUAAUCAAGUUAAAUUUUUCGCCUUACAUUUAUAUUACGAACUGAAAAAUGUACCUGUCUGUGUAGCACUUUAUGUUUUGUUCAUUACUUAGUAUACAAAAACUUCACCUUAUGAAUAGAAAGAAAAAUAUCUAAAAUACGUACUAUAUUUCAGCUACCUUCUUAAAAUAGUUAUAGAUGUUUUAUGUACCCAGCGUUUGUCAUUUUCACUGCUGUAAAUAUAAAAGGCCAUAAUUCUUCCAGCCAAAUAUUGAUAAUGAAGUGUUUUCUAGUACAUACAUUUAAGAUUUUAUCUUUAAACAUAGAGCAGUGUGUUUAAAAUAUCUGUCUUCUAUAUUCUGUGGUCAUAUCAAAACAUCCACUGCCUUUUUAAAUGUUUUAUGUAGAAGCAAAAAUAAAAUAUUGGAACAUUUAAAAAAUAACUGUAAUACAUAAGCACAACCUAUUGAAAAUAAAAGUAACAAUAUUUAUGGUAACGAUAAAAAAACAAUAGUUUCUUUGUAAACAUUUAUUAGUUUCGCCCCCCCCCCCCCUCCCUUUAAAUGCUGAACAUGCUACACUCACUCGCAAAGCCUUGAAUAUCAUCUUAAGACCACAAGGAAUUAAAUUAAGUUUAUUGAACAACAAAUCUAUGAACAAUGGAUCUGAUUUUUGAAUCUCAAGGAAAUAUAUUUUGAACCUCAAGGGCAAUAAAACAAUGAAACAUGAUUGACUGCAAAAUUCAAUUCAGAUAUGUUUGUUGCUGGAAUAAUUUUUUUCCACUUUUACUGCAAUGUUUCCUGCUAUUAAAGAUUUUAUUAUUAUGUACCAUAAAUUUUAAAACAAUAGCAACAGCACCAACAGCAAUUGCAAGGAAUCAAUUAGUCCUUAAAAUAUUCAUUAAAAUUUUAAUCAAAAUGGACUACUUAUUUUGAAUUAUUGAUGCAUUCUUUAAUUAGCUAGAAAAGGCAGAGUAUAAAAUCUUUUAACUAAAGAAAUUAUUUUCUAUGAGUACUAUUUUAAGAAACUGACAUCCCAUCUCCAAGAUAUGGAAUACCAACGGAGAGAAAAAACAUGAUUAUGUAUGCCACAACUUUGUAUAUAAACUGUUAUUGUGGUUUGUGGCUUAAAAAACCUGUAAAGCGAUUGCUAUUAUACAAUUUUAAUUCAUUUUAAAUGAUACGCUAUGUAGGAAAUGCCUGGAGAAAUCAAAUUAUAACACUUUACUUCAUUAUGGCCAGUACUGGUUCAAAAAGAAAUGGUGAGUCGGAACUAUUUGAUUUUUCACCAAGUGUUGUUCGUUAACUAAAACUUGGCUGUGCAUAAAAUAAUCUGUAUAUCCCACUAAUUUCUGAAAAACAUUGCCUCCCAGCAGAAAGGAGAUCAAUAAUUUAAUGACUAACGACUCACUGUAAAUUUAAGAACCGCAAUAAUUUCGAAGUUUUUUAAAACUCAAUUACUCAAUCUUAACUUCAUACACAUUCAGAAUUAAUCUAUGGUAUGUAGAACUUCAGAUGCACAUAUGGAAAGAAAAUUUUUAACACAUCUCCAAUCUUCUCUCAUUUCAACAAAACUUACUUAGUAACUUACUUCUUAGUAACUACCUGAUUGCAGUUGCAAAGAAUGACAAAGUAAUACCCACCAUUUAAAACAAAAUAUGAAAAUAUUUAUGUUCCCAAGUACGAUGCUCAGUAACAAAGGAAAUUACUGACUAUUUUUAUCCAACAUUAAAAUAUACUUUUUAUGCUAUAUUCAUGAUUAUGUCCGUUGCAAAGCAAAAACAUAUUUUUUCAGCCUCGCCAAUUCCACCACGAUUCACCUGCGUUGCCAAGAAAUCUAGUCUAACUAGUCAUGUAAUCCUGUCACGUGUUAUCAAUGAUUUGUUGAUUUCCCCAGGUAUUUCAAACUAAAACACGAAAAGUGCGGUGAUGUGAAAACAUAUAACUGAAUGUAUAUUUUUGGAAUCUACUAUUUGUGAUGUCUGUGUAAAUGUAUGUGUAAAACUUGUGUUGACCGUGGAGUGCUUCCAUGUUGAAAACAAUAAAAAAGGUACAUCAUACUUUUGUGCAAGAGUGAA
Messenger RNA from Bacillus rossius redtenbacheri, 8370 nucleotides. RefSeq names its product protein dimmed-like. Gene Ontology annotation, molecular function: DNA-binding transcription factor activity, RNA polymerase II-specific; E-box binding; protein dimerization activity. NCBI's taxonomy places the organism in Eukaryota, Metazoa, Arthropoda, Insecta, Phasmatodea, Bacillidae. Gene Ontology annotation, biological process: axon development; positive regulation of transcription by RNA polymerase II; sensory organ development. Gene Ontology annotation, cellular component: nucleus. Bases 168 to 632 code for a protein of 154 amino acids. The record is from RefSeq and is a predicted model, not a curated record. The transcript has 3 exons.